Molecule: messenger RNA, 1269 nt
Organism: Photinus pyralis (common eastern firefly)
Lineage: Eukaryota; Metazoa; Arthropoda; Insecta; Coleoptera; Lampyridae
Exons: 2
Coding region: 127-1161 (344 amino acids)
Source: RefSeq, a predicted model, not a curated record
GGAUUGGCAGCACUGUUUAGUACCCUUAACGAUUUGUGUUAUUUGAUUUAAAACGUUUUUUUUAUGAUUGAGUGAAAAAGUGAUUUAUAUUAACUGAAAAUCCACGUGCCGUUGCAAAUUUCCACUAUGGGCAGCAAUUUAAGCAGAGUUCAGAAUGGGUUCAAGGAAGAAGGUGAUGAGAAACUUCCUUCUGCCCCAAUACAAACUCCCCAAACAAGAAGGUUGGAGUUUGAUCCCCGUUCUCCUAGCUCGCACAUCUCGAGGACACCUAUCGAGGUUUUACGAACACCACUUCCGAAAGAAGCAUCUACUUGUCAUAGUAUCAGUGUACUGGAUUGUAAUGUUUCAAAUGAAAUCGACAUAGAUCCUCGCUCUCCCACAGCAGAUUUUCACAGAACACCUCUUAUGAUUAAAGGAGAAACAAAAUUACCUUAUGGUGUACACAAUAAAUUCUUAGACAAAGCUCGCAGACCACCCGUUACUUUAACGCCUCUUAAACAAUCUGCACAAGUUAUCAGUACAAUCUCAAACGAUGUGCUGGAAGAUACACCACCUAAACUUUUAGAGACGAACACAAAACUUGUAAAACACAUUGAAAAUAAAAGACAUUCAUUUAUCGGUUUGUUAGAAACUAACAUCGAUUAUGUAGAAACAGAUAUAGACAAUGUCAUCAUAAGAGAAAAAGAGCUAAAUAGUGAUGUAGAUCCUCUGCCAGUUGAAGUAGAAUCUGGAACUGCAAUUACUGAAUCUAACCAAUCUGAAAAUAGUUAUCUUCCUGAUAUACCAGAUGAAGAAACCUGCAGCAACAUCUCCGAUGCUUCUGAGGCCAUUCCCGACAUAACCAAAUGCAUAACCGAAAUAGAUCGCAAACUAACCAACCUAAUUUACGAAGAUAAAGAAGUCAACAUAAGUCCGAAAGUUAGCAAACCAAUAGAGAGCGGCCAUCGCACACCUUUGAGCGAUCGCAACGCUAACAAUCAAACGAAGAGGACCAUACCCGUUUUGAAAGUUAGUGACAAACCUACAAAACUGCAGAAGGGUAGCAAAAUUCCUGUACUUAAAGGAAAGGAUUUGAAAGGCGCUUUUGGGCAAUGCGAAAAUACACCUCCCAGACUUAAAAAUCGCUCUCAUUGGGGAAAAGAGGAUUCUUUAGUUAUUUAAUUACUUUUGUGAAAUAUUUCCUAUAAUUUAAUUUAUUUUAUGUGCUGCACAAUUAUUGCCUGAAAUGUUAAUAUUUGUUUAAUUUAAUAAAUGUAGGUCCACCAUUGA